This is a messenger RNA of Lindgomyces ingoldianus, 168 nucleotides long. RefSeq lists its product as uncharacterized. The annotation marks the transcript as partial. Lineage: Eukaryota; Fungi; Ascomycota; Dothideomycetes; Pleosporales; Lindgomycetaceae. Gene Ontology annotation, molecular function: protein binding. The transcript has a single exon. The record is from RefSeq and is a predicted model, not a curated record.
GCAGUUGCACUCUAUGAUUUCACACCACAAAAUGAUAACGAACUGCCGUUGGUGGAGGGACAGAGUAUUGCAAUCUAUUAUCGCCAUGAACAAGGCUGGCUUGUUGCUCUGGAUCCUCAGAGUGGAAAGAGUGGGUUAGUGCCUGAGGAAUAUGUCCGUCUAGGUCGA